AUGUCCGGCGAACAGGAGAACGCGUCGAAGCCUGCUGAAGAGGCCGGGAGGCCAGGGAAUGAGGAAGAAAUAGCUCGGAGAGAGAUGCUGGCCAUAGUGGCGGAGAAGCAGAGGCGAAGGGAAAGAGAGCUGGAAGAGAGAGUGAGGUUGUGGGAGGCUCGGUUGGCGCAAGCUGCUGUAGUAGUGCCUGUCGCCGCCGCCGGGCAUGGUGGUGCUGCUGCUCCGGCGGCACAUGGAGGUGGAGGUGGUGCUGCUGCUGGACACUACUUGCCGAGAUCUGAAGCUUUCUCUGUUCUCUCUCACUCUCAUCUCUGUUUCCUCGCGACUCCAAACCCUAGACCACCUGAUUCUCUACCGAUUGACGAAGAUGAGCGCGGCGGCGGCUAUCGUCGAACGAUGUGGAUGCAAGUGAUAGAGCUGAUACCGUCUCUUUCGCGUCUCCACGAGGAAGAGCUCGCUCUACCUUCAAACAAUGCAGGUAUUCUGCACUCUGCAGACAUGGAAUGCAGCACUCUAUGAUACAUAUAUUUUGCCCUUCAUGCUCCUGAAGCGCUUAGUGAUGUAGAGAGGAUGAUGAACACCACCAAACCAUCUUCCUGCCUUGGAGAGAAUUUGGAUAUCCGAUGGAGUAAAAGUCAGGCAGAUUGCAGAUGGAUCCGAGCAUUCUGCUCUGGUUACAGUGAAAGCUUAUGGGGGAUCCGGAUCAUGCAGCUUCCCGUGGAUAAAGUUAUGUCUGAGAGUUCUUUACCUUCCGACAACAUAUAUAUUCAGUGUAGUGAUAAGCUGAUCGCUUAUUUGUUGGUUUUAGCCAUUGAUGGUACUAUGAAGAUCCUCCGAAUACACUGUGCUGGAGUCGUCUUUGCUGCUUCAAAGGGCACUGCUAUACUUGGUGGGUUUUAGGAGCUAAAGAGGGACUGAACUGGACUGGCCUGUGAACGAUAGUCGUAGACUUGUGAGAGAAUGUUGAACUUUAGACUGAUAGCACUAAUCUAAUGCAUUUUUAGAGUUAAAGUUUAGACAUAGAUUUAAUAUAGCUAUGAUUCACGUAAUCAUUUUUCUUGUGUACGAUUUUAAUAGAAUAACAUAUUAUGGAUACGUUCGUUUAUCACAUUUUUAUCCUAUUUCAACAAAUGCCAUGAAAAAAACUAGAG
Molecule: messenger RNA, 1151 nt
Organism: Linum tenue
Lineage: Eukaryota; Viridiplantae; Streptophyta; Magnoliopsida; Malpighiales; Linaceae
Source: the annotation of a GenBank genome assembly